CUCUCUCUCUCUCUCUCUCUGUUUGCAAGUAGAGUUUGCCAUACUGGGCAAGCCUUGCCCGCCACUCCUCUCCAUAUAAUCCGUCCAUUCACCUUCCUUCCUCUUCCUCUCUCUCUCUCUCUCCGUUUGCAAGUAGAGUUUGCCAUACUGGGCAAGCCAUGCCCCACACUCCUCUCCAUAUAAUCCGCCCAUUCACCCUCCUCGCCCCAACCUAGUUUCUUGGCCGCCGACGCCGGUUCCGCGAUUACCGUCAUAUGCAUUCUCUUUCUCCAAUCGCAAGUCGUUGGCGUUUGCUUUCUUCUUCUUGUUACUGAUCUUGAUGCUAUUUCGGUGUUUCGUAGUUCUGGUGAGCUGGGAUGGGUUCGCCUGCGAAGGAGUCCGCUUUCGCCUCCACCUCCGAAGCUGCGGCGCCUCAAGAACUGCAGCUGAUGCCACGAAGAUCGAACCUGUCUCCACCAACUCCGCACGUGCAGCCUCCGGUGUGGGCGCCGGAAACCGCAGCGGCAGCGGCAGCCAAGGGGAGGGCAGUGCCUCCUGUCUUCCUGCGGGCCCAGAUGACGCCUUAUCCGGCUCCUACAAUCCAGGAGAGGCCUCUGCCGCAGGAGGAGGAGGAGAGGAACGAGAGUCCCGCAAGCAAAGCAGAGGGAUCUCCAGAGAAAUCUGGACGUGUUGACAGAAAAUCCUCUGCGUCUGGAAAGAAUUCUAGCUCUAGCUACGUUGAUCACGAUGAAUGGAAGGGCUUCUUGUCAUCUAGAAAGAGAAGAUACGGAGACAUAGUCACCAAGGGUGAAGCUUUACAUCUGCUAACUGCUGAUCAACAUAAUGGUAUCGACAACGAAGCAUCUGAUGUUAGAGGGGAGCAUUCUGUCAAAACGCUGUCAGUUUCACCAGAAUCACUACUGCUAAGGGCAUUGCCACCUGGUUCUGAAACUGAAUUGAACACAGAGAUCGACCAAUGUAGUUAUCCAUCACCAUUGCUAGGAAAUGACCCGGUUGCGCAUAAACAACAGCGGUUGCAGGAUGACGACGGAUUCAGGGAGAGAAGAAAACAGGCAAAUAGGGAGUCGGCAAGAAGGUCAAGAAUACGUAAAAUGCAAGAAUACGAGGACUCAGCAAGGAUGAUGGCCGUAUUGAAAAAUGAGAAUGAUGUACUCAAAGCAAAGAAUGAAAUUCUCAUGAAAAGGAUCGAGGAUUUAGAAGCUGGAAGCAUAAGAAUCAUGGAGAUAUUGAGCAGACUUUACUGGCCUGCUGAUACGUUGGAUGUACUGGGCAUCAGACCGUCGUAGAAGUUUUCAAGACACGACAAUCCUGAAUGUGCUUCUAGGUGAAUACAUUCCUGUUGCUUGGACCCUGCAAGCUUGAACCCCUGACACUUGCUUACUGAUGAAGUUAGUCAGGAGAGGUACACAUGCUGAAAAAAAUUGGAGUGUUUAGGGUAUUUAAAAUUUUGUAUAUUAUUUAAUAUAUGAUGCUGAUUUUUCUUUUUGCGAUAAAAUCUUCACACUUGGAGAGGAGAAACUGCUAAUUUGACAUCUGCUCUCUCAUGUCGGAGAUUUUGAGCUCUCUUGCUGCGAUUGUAGGAUGAAUGUAAUUAAAGUCUAGAGUUCUCUGAUACUACCAAAGUGGCAUACACUUGAGAUGUGCCUGUUAGCCAUUUAAUCUAUGAGUUCAUUUAUACGAGGAAACAA
Messenger RNA from Musa acuminata AAA Group (dessert banana), 1688 nucleotides. RefSeq names its product transcriptional activator TAF-1-like. Gene Ontology annotation, molecular function: sequence-specific DNA binding; DNA-binding transcription factor activity. Gene Ontology annotation, cellular component: nucleus. The record is from RefSeq and is a predicted model, not a curated record. Bases 357 to 1286 code for a protein of 309 amino acids. The transcript has 8 exons. Lineage: Eukaryota; Viridiplantae; Streptophyta; Magnoliopsida; Zingiberales; Musaceae. Gene Ontology annotation, biological process: regulation of DNA-templated transcription.